This is a messenger RNA of Lonchura striata (white-rumped munia), 4560 nucleotides long. Lineage: Eukaryota; Metazoa; Chordata; Aves; Passeriformes; Estrildidae. The record is from RefSeq and is a predicted model, not a curated record.
CCCCCGCUGGGACAGCCCCGAGCCGCGGGGCACGGCCGGGGGGCGGCGGGGGCGAACCCCCCGGUGCCGCCUGCAGAGUCCCAGGGCCCUCGAGCAUUUCUCCAAAGGGCCGGCUCAGCGGCAGGGUGGAGAACGCCACAAAGUUUUCGUGGUUUAGAGGGACUUUUAAACAGGUGCCGAAGUCUGGCUGAGCCGAGAGGUGCCGGCUCUUUGCCGGGAGGCUGUGUGUGUGUGGAGGUAGCGGACCGAGCCCUAAUCGCUCAAAAGCACUGCCGUAAGCCCAGCUGUUGUAUCUCGUCACCAGGGCUAAUCCAUACCCCAGUGUGGGUUUAAGCCUGCUGUGCCAUUUAGAGGGCUUGACUUCAAGCCACGUCCUCCUCCUGGUACCCUCUCCGCUCGCCCUGGGUCCGUCUGUCCGCGGGAGCAGCGGGAGCGCUGGUGCCAAAGCAAAGACACACGGAGCAUUAUGUCAUUGGCAUCCUGGUUCAGGUGGAAUGAGCCCCCAAACCGCAUUUCCCAGAGGAACCCCACAGAAAUGGUGGUUGAAACGCUCAUGAUGGAGCUGAACUGGCAGAUCAAGCAGGCAGAGAAGCAGCAGCGGGAGCGGGAGAACGAAUACCGCAAGAUGAAGACGGGCGUGGACUACGGCUGGCUGGUCAGCUACCCAAAGCAGGGCUACGACAUCAGCCCCGGGGAACGGCUGCAGCUGGAGGACAUGUGCACCAAAAUACAUCCUUCCUACUGUGGGCCUGUCAUACUCAGGUUCAGGCAAGUGGUUGCGGAGUACGAACCAGAAGCGCAGGAAGUAUCCCGGCUCUUCCGCUCUGUCCUGCAGGAAGCUGCUGAGAAGAUCAAAGAGGAGGAAGAGGCCAAGAAGCUUGCAAGGCAAUGGAACACAAAGAACAGAACCAGCCUCUCCUUAACAACAUUUAAAUCUCGGUCCAGGAUUUCUCCAUUCAUCAGUGACAUCAAGACCAUCUCUGAGGAUGUGGAACGGGGCACUCAGCCCAACAGGAGGAUUUGGAGCAUGCCAGAAUUUCGGAACACCAAGGAUUUCUAACUCUAUGCUGAAUAAGGUUUUUAGAUACUGAUCUUUCAAAAGCCCAGUUAACCCUUUUUUAAUUCUACUGUUUUUUCUUUUUUCCAUCUCUCUUUUCCUGCCUGUGUCUGUCUUGGAAGCUGUGUCCGUAGUAACCGCUGCUGAUGCCUGCAGUCUGUGACACCAUUUAUUACCAAACAUGGUAGCCUUUCCUUUAACUCAGUAGCUAUUCAGGAACCUUAAGGACAAGGCUCAUUUACUAUCUCAUUUUUAUUACUGCGUUCUUGUGGAAAAUCAAUUAGUUUUGCUUUGUCUGUCUUCUCCCUCUCCCCUCCAGCCUGGAUGUAGUUAUCUGUAAAAACUUUUGGCUCAAGCUACUGAGAGCUGCUGGCUUCACCAAUCUUGCUGAAAGCAAGACAGCCACUUAAAUGAGUGAGGCUUGCAGGAUCAGGCUUGUGAGCUAAAGCUACUAUCUGAUUUGGAACUGAACUUCCAUUUCCCACUAAUAGCCUUCCUCAGUGCUACAACAAACUUCACAGGUAACCUCAGCACUGCUCUUGAUCCGCUUUUUUGCUGACAGUUCACAAUCCAACCCAAGUAGAAACAGACCCAAGCUUUUUGAGAUUAAAGACCAAUCAUGUUUCAUAACCACCAGUUUAUGCAUGUUCAAGUUUCUUGGGUACUUUCUCUUUUAUGCAGGCAGAACCCCCAGAACUUUGCACCUGCAGAGUAGAUAGAAAUUUAUCAACCUGCUGUGUAGAUACACAGGUGGAUGUGUCAAGGUCUCUUCUGAGACCUUGAAGAGACAGGAAAAUGCCACUAAGGAAACACUGCUAAGGUCCUAACUCAGCAUCAGAGGGAGAGCUCUCACCAGCAAAGGGAACAGCAGGGCACUCUGUGAAAGUCAAGUGUCCUGCAGAGAACCCAAGGGCUAGGAUGCUUUGUGGUAACCUACAGGAGACGGGGAACAGAGAGAGGGAUUUGCUUGGAUGACCAGCUUUUGGGGAAUCAUCUCAGUGGGUUAUAGUCUCCUGGAAGACCCUGUAGCUUUGUUGUUCUUUUGUCCGUUUCCAGCUAUUUUUCCCUGAGGAUCUUUGCAACAGCAUGUGGGUUCUACAGCCAAGAUUCAAACCCUUUGAAGCUGUGCCAACUCUGGGAAGAAUUCCAGUACAUGAAAUCUAUCCUAGACUAGAAAUGUGCAGCUUCUUCCAGAGAUGGAGGAAGGCAGCAUAAAACAAAGAUCAAGAUCAACCCCCUAAGCGCUCUCUGAGACUGGGAUUCUGACUCUUCCACUCUCCCCUCUGGGCUAUGUAAGAUUGAAGGCAAGGCUUCCUUAGUAGCACAGGCUGCAGUUUCUAUCCUUUGAUAACAUUGCUGCCAGCAACCCUCCUAGGGACAGAAAGCAGCUCACUUUUAAUCAAAAAGUCAGGGAUUCCAAAUACAGCAUCCAGUUUGGGACAGGCUAUUCCAAGUUUAGGUCAGUGAGGGAGAGUUUAAAGCCUUCUGACAAUCAGCUUAGUGUUUUUCAGCCAUAUGUCCUUGUGAAGUAAUGUGAUUGUGUGUAUGAAGUAAAAAUCAAGGCUAGACAUACUUAGCAUAACCUUAGCUGUCUAGAAGAUGUAGGAUCUCUAGCAAGGGGUCACCACAAUUAGCAGAAAUAAUUCUUGUUUGGAAAAGAGUCAGCCAUGGUUUUUUUUAUAUAGUUCAAGCCACUGUACGGUACUGAAGACUGAGAUGAGUUCAUGAAUUUCAUGCUGCAGCUCUGUAUUCAUUUUAUUUGCACUUAUGUUCUGUUUGACACCUUCAGUAUUGACCGCAUUGAUGUGAUGUUUGAUGGACUGCUGGGAGACACAGGAUCUUCUGACACACUGCCACAAAGCUCUUUGUUACAGCACAGUGUCAGUAGCAUGCUCACUCUUUCUUAAGGAGAAUCAGCAGUAAGUACCUUCCCUGCAGCAAUGUACUAAGCCAGGGAAAUCACUGAUGGGUGUUCACAGUAUCACAGUAAUCUGUGAUUGUGCUGUGUCCUUCAUUAACAACUUCCAGCUGGCAGACACCACUCUCAUGCAGCCAAGGAGACAGAUCUGACUUUUGGUCAAAGCCCUGCAUGUUAUGGAGGCCAGCCUGUGGCAGUGCUUGUGACAGCUGUUUUGCCUCAACUUACCUAUCAUUUAUAAUUCCACAAUAAAACAUAAUCCCAACUCUUGAACUGUAUCACUCUCCCAGUACCACUUCUGGAAGUUACACUGGGCUCACAGCAGGAUCUGAUGGUAGAGGGAUAUUCAGAUACCAAGCUAAGAGCAAUCUAUUCUUACUCCAUGCUAUCUAGUACUCUUACAGGGGUAGAAGUAGUGCCCUGCUUACCUGCAGCCAGCUGCUUGGAGACUGACUGUGAGCUCCUGCAUUGUGCAUGCAGCAGCAGGUACAGAAGCAGAGCCGGGAGGUGAUCAGGGUGCACGACUGCUGCACUGCUUCUGGUGCUCAUUUUUCUUAGAAAUGCUGUACACUGAACCUUAAAUGAUCCUUUGGUCUCAGCAUGCAGCAACAACUAUGCACUCAUGUUUGCCUUGUCGUAAUUCUACAUUUGGCAUGGCUAAGUUAGUGUCAGUUCAAAUGAGGAGCAUGAAACUCCUGACUGUCCCUACCUACUGUGCUGUGGUCCAUGGCACUGGGCACACAGAGCAGGCUAACCAGAUUGUUUCUGGCUAAAGCCAACCCAAAUGAUCCACUGCAGGUGGCUCAUAAACCAUAAAUCUGGACUAAUGGUGGUCUGAAACAAACUCUCAUAAAACUUGCGUAGUGUGAAGAUCAGGUCCUCAUUGAUAACUGUCUGACUCCACAGCUCUGCUCCUCCUGGGCUGCUGUGUAGAAAAACACUACUUUCUACUUGCUAGUGUAGAAAAACAAAAAAAUUUUGAUGAGACCCUUUCGUCUGUUUUUAGCACCUCCUGACAGCUCAUCCUGUGUGUUAAUUCUUUAAGGAGAAUGAAACAUUAAUUAUCAGCACAUAAUCACUAAUAAGCAGAAAUGAACCAACAAUAAUAAUUCUAAAUCCUCAAACAUUCUUUCAGAACUGAGUAAGGCUUUUGGUAUCAGAUCAGAGCAUCACUGUUGCCCCGCUGCUGACAGUGUUGUGCUCUCCAAAGGACAUUGUCACACCCAGGAAAAAGCAGUCCUAGACUUGCUAUACCUGCUAAUAAUAAUGGUAGCAGCUCGGCCACACUGCUCAGAUUCCAGGGGCAGGCACUGCUUACAGCCACUACUCUCCUGAGGGAGGCUGUGCAGCCAUGCUCCUGUGGCUUCUAGAGAUGAGCCUGGCCACAGGCUGUGCCAGCCAGAAAGGAUGUGCAGGCAGGAGCUGAGGUUCCUCACCCACAGCAGCACAGAGUUCAGGCAGCUGUCAUGCCAUGGGGAACUGGAGUAAGCUCUGAAAGAAAUACCUGAUUGCUGACACUGCACUGUUUAUACAUUUCAACACGGAACCUUGGAGAAUUAAAGCAAAGCUGUGCAAUAUAAACCAA